This is a messenger RNA of Mesorhabditis belari, 1413 nucleotides long. The record is from the annotation of a GenBank genome assembly. NCBI's taxonomy places the organism in Eukaryota, Metazoa, Nematoda, Chromadorea, Rhabditida, Rhabditidae.
AUGUUUGGGAAAAAGUUUCGCAAUCUUGUGCCAGUGAUUCAAAUCUUUCGGCAUAACCAUGGGGUCCCGUUUGCGCCAAAUGGCCGAGCUUUCCCCAUUUCUGGUGUCUCGACACCGAAAUUCGUGAGCGCUGAUGAAGCGAUCGCCGAAAUUCAAUCAGGUGCUCAUAUCUACAUCCAUGGUCACGCGGCGACACCCACCGAGAUCACUGACGCGCUGUGUGAUCGAGCGGCCACAAAAGACUACAAAUACAACUUUCAUCACAUCAUUCUCUCUGGGAAAGUGCGAUGGGCACAACCGGAAUUUUAUGGCAAAAUUCGCUCAAAUUGUUUAUUCAUUUGUGGUGGAAUGAGACAAGCUGUGUUGGAUGGAGCUGCUGAUUACACACCAGUUUUCCUCGUCGACAUACCGAAAAUUUUCUACGAUCGAGUUGUGCCACUCGAUUAUGCGAUUGUUUCGGUCUCUCCCCCAGAUGAGCAUGGUUAUUGCAGUCUUGGAGUGGAUGUCGAUUGCACAAGUGCUGCCGUCAACAGUGCAAAGCAUCUGAUUGGCUUGGUGAAUCCGUCAAUGCCACGAACGUUCGGCGAUGCCACCAUUCACGCGUCUCAAUUCAAAGCGAUGGUGGAAACGGAUCGAGAGAUCUACUGCAAGGGAGUGCCCGAGUCAAUCGGCGAGGCUGAGCAGCAAAUCGGACGACUCAUCGCUGAGAAUCUCGUCGACAAUGGGGCCACUUUACAGUUAGGCAUUGGUGGAAUCCCCGAUUCAACGCUGAACUCGAUGAGAGAUCACAAGGACUUGGGAAUUCAUACGGAGCUGAUUUGCGAUGGGAUUUUGGAUUUACUUGAAGCGAAUGUCAUCAACAACACGAAGAAAGCGUUUAUGCCUGGAAAAAGCGUCGCCUCGUUCGCUUAUGGAUCGCGAAGGUUUUUCGACUUUGUUCACAACAAUCCCAGCUUUCAUUUUGCCUCUUGCGGCUGGACAAAUCACCCGGAUAUCAUCCGAAGAAACAGCAAAAUGACAGCAAUCAAUGCGUGUAUUGAGGUUGAUCUCACCGGCCAAGUGGUCAGCGAUUCGAUCGGCGAGAAAUUCUAUUCAGGCUUUGGCGGUCAAGUCGAUUUCAUCACAAAUGCUUGUAAUGGUUAUGAUGGAAAGGGGAAAUCGAUCCUCGCGAUGACUUCAAGAACUGAGAAAGGACGUGCAAAGAUUGUGCCCACUCUAUCAAAAGGAGCUGGAGUCGUGUGCACGAGAGCUCACUCACAUUACAUUGUCACCGAGCACGGGAUCGCGAGUCUUUUCGGAAAAUCGGCUAGGCAACGAGCCUACGAGAUGAUCAAGAUCGCUCAUCCGGAUGAUCGAGCCUCGCUGGAGGCGGCCGCUUUCGAGCGCCUUCGAGUGAUGCCAUCGCCGAAUUUU